Xiphophorus maculatus (southern platyfish) is the source of this 7608-nucleotide messenger RNA. It is a transcript of the gene mpripb, whose product is annotated as myosin phosphatase Rho-interacting protein-like. Bases 885 to 6743 code for a protein of 1952 amino acids. Gene Ontology annotation, biological process: actin filament organization. The record is from RefSeq and is a predicted model, not a curated record. Lineage: Eukaryota; Metazoa; Chordata; Actinopteri; Cyprinodontiformes; Poeciliidae. Gene Ontology annotation, molecular function: actin filament binding. Gene Ontology annotation, cellular component: actin cytoskeleton. The transcript is spliced from 24 exons.
GUUGCGUUCACCUCUCCUCUCCUCCUCGCUCCACUGGGAAAGAAGAAAAUAAACCCGCUGCUGCUACAAGGAGGCUAGUUAUGGAACCGAACCUUUAAAUACUCGUUUUUCUCCAUUAUGCCUGGCUAAGAAGUGGUUUGUCCGCCUGCAGUGUUUUUACCCGAGAGGAAAACAUUUUAACAUUUGGACCUUCAAACCCUCGGCGUUAUUAAAAAAAAAGUAAAGUUGAAGAAGAAGCGAACCCGGAGAGUAUUUCAAUAGCGUUGUAUCAGCUUGCUAGCCUCCGCCGCUAACCGGGGGCUAAGGAGCACUGGAUGAACUUCGCAUGGAGCGACUGCUGCGGAUGGGUUUGGAGUUUUCUGCCUGACUAUAAGCCGUCCUUUGGGGUUGGAGCUCACGGAACGCCGGUUUGCUGAAUGGACUCUGCCCGCCUGCAGUUUCACGGGCAGCAGUUGCGCAAAUGCCCGCUAUUGUGGUUUUCGCCAUCCCGCUAUUAAGCUCGAGAUCCACUGGGAAGCUAACAGGAUAUUAGCCUCCUUCUCCCCUCUUCUCUUUGUGGUUGCAGGCCGGGGACUGGAAAGCGUUCAUCGCUGAGCUGGGUUGCUGGGAAAGCUGGCUUGAUGGCAGCUGUUUAUUUUUGCGGAAAGCAGCAACUGGAUGCAGUUUAAGCGGCGAAAAGGAAACGUUUGUUGCGGAUGCUGAAGUCCAGAAACUGCGUUUGUUACCUGAAAAUGCGCCGGAGCGCUGGAGCUUAUUCCAACUCGGGAUAGGGGGGAGUGGGACAACAGCGGGAUCACAACUUCAAGGUCUUUGGGAAAUUAAGCUAACCCCAGUUCGUUUUUUUUUUAUUUUAUUUUAUUUUUCUCGAUAAGUGUUAAAAUAUAAUGUCUACCGCGAAGGAAAACAGCUGUAGGAAAUUCCAAGCGAACUUCUUCAAUAAAAGUAAAUGUCAGAACUGCUUCAAACCGAGGGAGCUGCAUCUGCUGACCGACCAGGACCUGACCCAGGCAAAGCCUAUUUAUGCUGGAUGGCUGUGCUUGGCUCCCGAGGGAACGGACUUCGACAAUCCGAUGCAGAGAUCCCGGAAAUGGCAGCGGAGAUUCUUCGUGCUGUACGAACAUGGCUGCCUGCGCUUCGCCUUGGACGAGUCGCCCAGCACGCUGCCUCAGGGCACAGUGAACAUGAACCUCUGCACGGACGUCAUCGACGCAGAGCCCAAGACGGGCCAGAAGAACUCUCUGUGCAUCAUCACACCUGAGCAGGAGUACUUCAUCAGAGGGGAGAAUAAAGAGAUCAUCAACGGGUGGAGUGAACAGUUGAUCGUCUAUCCCCGAACUAACAAACAGAACCAGAAAAAGAAACGAAAAGUAGAGCCCACCACCUCCCAGGAGCCGGGUCCAGCCAAGGUAGCCGUGACCGGUUCAGGAAUCCCCGAAGCUGACAAGUCUCCCGACUCGAGCUCCAUCAUCUGGCAGGAAGAGCUGAACCAGCGGGAGGCCGAGAGCGCAGCGGCCUGGGCAGGCGCCGACCAGCCGUUGGGCUCGCCGCUGCCCUCUGCAGGUGACUGUGUGCCUAUGGGUCAGGGCUCUGACGCCGGGUCGGUGAACGGUGAUGAAGUGGACCGUAGCGGCCUGCCGCUGCGCGGCUCGGCCCCCCGUCCCUCCGUUGGCCCCCUCUCUCCGACGGGCUCCUGCUCCAGCUUGGGAGGCGUCCCGCGUUGCCAGUCUCCGGCGCCCAGCGACCCUUUCCCCUCCGGCAGCUCCCUGCUCUCAAAUGGCUCCCACAUCAGCGGCUCGGUUAGCUCCCUGGACUCGGAUGCCAGCGGCAGCACGGUCACCAGCACCGACAGCCACACGGCGGGUCACAGGGGCUGCCACCACGACGCGUCGCGCUCCCGGCGGCUGGAAGCCGAGGCCAGAAAAGCAGAGAAGAGGAGCCGAUUCAGGAGCCCCGACAGGCAGGAGAGAGAGGCCGUCCUCAGUCCCGAGAGAAGUCGCUCCGGUGUUAUUGAGAAGCUGGAGGCCUUGGAGCUGGAGAAUCCCGAGAAAAUGGAGGUGGAGGAGACGGAGAGAAGUCGAACGAGACAGGGCCGCAGCGAGCGCAGACGGCUCUUCAGAGAGGAGCUGAGGCAGGACAAUGACGAAGGCCUGGACUUUCCCUCCACCCUGCCACCUCUGAGGAGAGCCAAGUCUUUGGAUCGAAGGACCACAGAGUCCGUCAUGACGCCGGAUUUGCUUAACUUCAAGAAAGGCUGGAUGGUGAAGCUGGACGAGCAAGGCCAGUGGAAGAAAUACUGGUUCGUCUUGACGGAUCACAGCCUGAGAUACUAUAAAGACUCGAUUGCAGAGGAGGCCUCUGACUUGGACGGUGAAAUUGACCUGUCCACCUGUUACAAUGUAACUGAAUACCAGGCUCAGCGCAACUACGGCUUUCAAAUUCAUACCCAGGAAGGAGUUCACACUCUGUCGGCCAUGACGGCAGGCAUACGCAGGAACUGGAUCCAGGCAGUCAUGAAGAACGUGAGACCUUCCAUCGCCCCGGAUGUGGCCAGCUCAACAGAAGAUCACAGCUCCUUCUCGGCGUUGGAGGGUCUCGUCAGACCAGACGUAACUCAGGACUCGCCCUCCUCUGAGGCGUCCUCGGCGGAGAGAGAAUCCGCUCCGGGUGCCAUCAAAAGCCGAGCACGAGAACGGAGGCGAGAGGGCCGCUCGAAGACGUUCGACUGGGCAGAGUUCAGGCCCAUCGCGCAGGCUCUGGCUCAGCAGCGGGCGCAGGAGGCCGAGAGCCUCCAGGUCGACCCGGAUCGCAGCAUGCGGAGAGAGGAGAGGAGGAAGAGAUACGAGUGCGGCGCCGGCCCCGAGCACGCGUCUGCCACAGACGGAGAGAGGAUAGACUGCGAGGGCGGGGACGGAGUCAUGGACACGGACUCGGUCAGCGCCACGUGUUUGGAGAAGCAGCAGCGGGUGGAGGAGGUGAUCGAGGAGCACUGGCGACAGGUGGAGAAGACGCCCAUCCGGGAGGAGCGGAGGGUCCCGCUGCCCACCUCGGUGCAGUCCGGGGAGACCACAGAGCUGGAGAAACUACUGGACAGUUACAAGAAGGGGAUAGAGGACCUGAAGGCCCAGUUGGAGAGCUGUCACCAGCAGCUACUUGACUCAAACAAGCACAAGCAGGAGCUGGAGCUCCAGCUGAGAAUUGCUCUGGAGCGAGAGCAGGACAUCCGCUCCGGUUACAUCUCCCCGCUGGAGCACCCUUUGGGUCUGGAGGCUGAUGUGACGCCCCAGACGAAGAGGCCCGAACCGGUUAGUUCCCAAGCACAGAGUUUAACAAAGAAGUACCAGGAGACCAAAGAGCUCCUGAAGCUGCAAGAGCUGAAAAAGCGCAACAUGCAGGCACAGCUUGGCCUUUCGCUUUCUCACUCCUCCAUCAAGGAGCCUAACCUUUCUGAUCAAGCGCCACCAAUGCCGGAAGGCGCUGCCACUGAACUCAUCCAAAAACGAGUUAGUUUCUUGCUCGAGGACAGUUCAGAUGUGAUUCAGGAGCUCGAAGAUCUCCUGACCGAUGAACCUCUGACUCUGAAGGAGCUCGGACGAGUGUUGAAACUCCACAGCUUUGCUCAAAGUACCAGAGGGAAACACGAUCUUCAGAAGCUCCUGGAGGCUUGGCAGUGCCAGCAGGAGAUUGAAAACGAAACUUUUAAGAAGAGUUUGGCCAGAGCAGGAGAGAGCAUACGAGAAUAUGAAGAGCGUCUUCUAACCAUGGAGGAUAUGAUGGGGAAAGUUCAGAAGCACAAUUUCGAAAACCUCAAAGGUCCCUACGGUUCUUUGUCCAAACUAGACCACCAUUCAGAGACGAGUGAUGUGACAAUUGCUUCACUCUCUCAGAGGGUCGAACUUCUAACAGGGGAAAACGGCGCCUUAAAACAACGAUGUCAAGAGAUAGUAAACCAGCUAACUGAAGCCGAUAGAGAAAUAGACCGACUAAAAGCUGAGCUUGUUAGCCAGCAGGGCGGGAAACAACACCAUCUAGUAGUAGAGGAGCUGAAAAGACUGAAGGCCGAACUGGCUGAAAAUCAAGCUAGCGCUAUAGACCGCGAGUAUUACGAGAGAGAGCUUAACGAGAAGUCUUUGAGGCUCCAUGAAGCGUUGGUUACCUUGGAGGAACUAGGCAACACUCUUAAAGACACAGAGAAGAAGCUCCAGCUGAAAGAGGCCACACUAAGAGGUCUGGGCUUCCAGGCAGACUACGAGGAUGAGGAAUUACACCCAGAAGAGGAACGUCUCAGAGACCUACUUGAAUCGUCUCAAGCUAAGGUGCUUGAGGCCGAGAGAAGUCUCCGGAAUACAGAGCAACGCUGCAUAGAGUUGGAAGCCAGAAACAAUGAACUAGUUGCACUAAAUCAGGAAAUUGAGCAAGCUAGCAGAGAGAAGCUAGAAGUAGCAGAAAAUGAGGCGAGGAUGCUGCGAGAGAGAUUAGAAACAAUGCGUAGAGUUGGGGAGAAUGUUGGUGAGGGUGAAAAUGUAGAAGACAAGCAGGUUGAUGGUGGACUAUUCAAGCAAGUGAUAACAGAGUUGAAGAUGAGGUCUGAGGCAUUAGAUAAAGUCGUAGAGAUGUUAGCAAAGGUAGAUACUGAUGUAGAAAAGAUGCUUGGUCUUUUAAGAAGCACUUUAUUUGGUUCUUGUAAGGAAGAACCUCUUUGCAUUGGUGGAAAGGAGAUGAGGUCAGUGCUGGAGUGGGAGUUCUGGAGCCAAGUGUUGAGCAAUACCAAGUUAGAACCUGAAGAAGGCAAACGGAUCAGUGAGUCUGAGCUGCUCCAGCAGAUAAAGGCAGAGAAAAGCAUAGAGCUGCUGGGGAAAGCAGAGACUGAAAUACCAAUGGAUUUCACAAAAAUGUACAGCUGGCUUGAUGAUGAAACAUACGCUAUGAUUCUUAGACAGUUAAUAGAAACUUUGGAGGGAAGGUCCCGUGAUUUGAAGCAAGUUGCUUCCAGUCUGGAACAGAACAAAGACCAGAAACUUCUCUCUUUUGGUCUAACAAGCUUUGGUCUUGGACAGACACAGUCUUCUAGAUAUCUUUUAGAUUCUCUCAAGGAUGCUUGCCUGUCGUAUUUGAUUGUUAGGCUGAAAGUACAGCAUGAAAUAGAGAGUCAACAGAAUCAGACUGUAGUACAGAUGGGGAGCAUGAAUUGCCCAAAUUGCCCUAAGCUGAAAGAAACUGCUAGUGACCUCCAGUCCAAACUGGAAGAUCUUCAGAAUCAGCUAUCUCUGGCCUCUCUGAAGCUUUCAGAAGCAUCACAAACUUUGAUCCAAAUUGAAGGAGAGCCCAUAGAUUCUGUGGAUAAAGCCAUUGAACUUCAGGACUUGGUGGCGAGGCAUAGAAAGGAGUUACGAGAUAUCAAAAACAACUACGAGAAGGAGCUGGAGAAACUAAGGCAGGAAGUUGAAAAAGCCAAUGAAACAAUCCGCCUUCAUUCAGAGGAAAAUAUUAAAGAGAUGGACUCAUUGACGAACUUCAUGGAGAACCUGAAAAACAAGCAUGAGGAUGAAAAGAGCAGACUCCUCAACAGGUUUGAACGGGAAAUGGAAGAGCUGAGGAGCAUGCUGAGCCCAGCAAGCCAAGAGAAGAAUGAAACUGACGAGCACGCACCAUCGCAGGAAGCCUCUGCCCAAACAUCAACCCUGCGGGAACGCAUCCAGGAGCUGAUGAGCCAAGUUUCAGUCAUGGCCGAAGAGAUGAGGCGACGGGAUGAGCAGGGUGACACAAGCACCCUGCGGCUGAAAUACGAGAGAGACCUGGAAAAUCUUAAGGCCACCUGUGAGAGAGGUUUUGCCGCCAUGGAAGAGUCCCAUCAGAAGGUGAUCGAAGAGCUCCAGAGGAAACACCAGAGAGAGCUGGAAAACCUGAAGGAGGAGAAGGAGAGGCUGUUGGAUGAGGAAACGGCCGCAACAAUCGCUGCUAUCGAAGCAAUGAAAAACGCUCACCGGAAGGAGCUGGAGAAGGCACGCAAGGCCAGCAGCAGCGCCGAGAAUGCCGACAUGGAGGAGAUCCGCAGACAGCACGAGGAGGAGCUGUGUUCCUUCCAGCGGGAGAUCGAGGUGUUGUCGGAGCAGUAUUCCCAGAAGUGCCUGGAGAACGCCCACCUGGCCCAGGCUCUGGAGGCUGAGAGGCAGGCCCUCAGGCAGUGUCAGAGGGAGAACCAGGAGCUCAAUGCACACAACCAGGAGCUGAACAACCGUCUGGCUGCAGAGAUCACCAAGAUGCGCUCCAUGACGUCUGAGGACGGAGCCGGAGAUCCAAACACCACGAUCCAGGGGAAGGAGCUGUAUGAGUUGGAGGUGAUGCUGCGGGUGAAGGAGUCCGAGGUCCAGUACCUGAAGCAGGAAAUCAACUCCCUCAAAGACGAACUCCAGGCCGCUCAAAGAGACAAGAAAUACGCGACGGAUAAGUACAAGGACAUUUACACGGAGCUGAGCAUCGUGAAGGCCAAGGCAGAGCGGGACCUCGGAAGGCUCCGGGAGCAGCUGCAGCUGGCGCACGAGGCGCUCGGAGAGCCGUCGCUCGAGGAUUUGGAGCGAGGGGGAUACGAUAUCAUGAAGUCCAAAAGCAAUCCCGACAUCCUGAAGAUGGCAGCGGCGGCAGCCAAGCGCUCGGAGCGAACCCUGAGGUCAAAGAGUCUGAAGGAAGGGCUGACGGCCGAGCAGAGACUCCACCUGUUCGAAAACAAAGACACGAAGGAGUUCUGACAAGCAACGCGUCACGUCUGCCUGCCAUGCCGCAUGUUUAGGAGCCCACUAUAUUUUUUAGCUCUGCUAUGACUUAUUUAGAAACACUACACACUGGUCACUGAACACAGAUCAUAUAUGUUAUUAAAGAAGACACGCUAUGAAGUUUGAAUUUCAUGUCUAGAGUUUGCAUUCCAUGCACUUCAGUUAACUGUGACGUUUUUGUGUUAUUUCUCUCCUCCCUCCAGCCCCUUCCUCCUAUGUCUUUAUUGUAAAUAAUGUUUUUUUAAAAAGAGCAUCUGCCGUGCAUACACUAAACUAUGACUGUGUAAGCUACUGUUUUAACGCUAUAGACUGUUGCUAGCCAAAGACGUUUAGCUGUAAUGUUGACUGGCUUAAAACAAAAGCGCAUAUUGAGAAGCAACACCUGUAUAACACAAGCAAUAGGAAUGAGUCCAGUGUUCAGCCUGUUGUGACUCCUCUGCACCUUCUCCACACACAAACGUGUCGUAAACGAGCUUUGGAGUGGGAGCGCUCAUCCGUGUUGCCCGUCUUCCAAAUUCACAUCACACAAACUUGAUGUUCCUGGAAAGCUAACGGUGUUCUGAUGGGCAGAUUCACUGACUAUAAUUUAAGUACGUACAUGAAAAGGUAUAGUUUUUUUGUUUUUGUUUUCCCUCACAGCAGUCCUUGGUCCAGCUGUAUAGGAGAUUCUCCAGUUGGUUUAUGUUUGUAGUCUUGUUCCGUGGCAGUGUCUUUGUAUUUAUUUAAAUGGCUGGGAUUUUUCUUUUACAUUCCCAUUCCUCUGUACUCUAUUAUUGUAAAUAUAAAGCAAAUAUACACCGACUGACUACAGGUUUAUUAGCAAUAAAUAUUUUGCACCAUU